Molecule: messenger RNA, 990 nt
Organism: Clunio marinus
Lineage: Eukaryota; Metazoa; Arthropoda; Insecta; Diptera; Chironomidae
Source: the annotation of a GenBank genome assembly
GACUUGCGUGGAUUUGACCUUCCAAACAAUUUGUUCGCCGCAACACGAAAAGUUUUAAAAAAAACCAUUAAUUAAACAGAUUUGAAGAUGGAUUCUAGAUAUAAACCUGACAUACAUAAAUCUAAAAGUGGAAAAGUGACAAGAAAAUAUUGUGAUAAAGCUUUCAAGAAGAAUUUAGAAAAAGCAUUGAAAAUAAACAAUGGAGAGCCGGACAAUAUAGAUAAAAUUAAAACAAAUCGUUGCCUUUAUGAUUAUCCAGAAAAAAGGAUUAUUGAAUAUGUAAACAAUUUAUCAAUCGAUAUUCAAAAGAAAGUGGAAGAGUCAAUGAAAGUAAAUCAAGAUGACAAGGAAAUUUUUGAGUUUGCGAGAUUCAUGUCGAAGAUAUCUGGGAAAAAGAAGCCGCAAGAACUUCCGUUUGUCAUGAAACUAAUGUCUGAGUCUGAUAAUAUUCCACAUGACACGUUUACAAACAACGUCAAUUUCAAAGCACUCAAUAGAUUUCUAUAUUCUGCUGUGUGUGGCUUACCAGACACAACUGAUCUAAAUGACGAGACAAGAAAAGUUUUGUUCGAUACUUUCGAAAUGCUUAAGGAUCAAAUAGAACAUGAUAGUACACCAGAGUUUAUGCAAGAGCUUAAGUCCAAAAUUAGUGCCGGCUUCACUGAAGAAUCUCAUCAUAAGAUAGUUGAAUUAGCAAAAAUCACUCAACACACAUCAAUUAAUCCAUUGAAUUUUCCUUUCGAAUAUCUAUUAAAUGGGAUUUUGCCACUGGAAAAUACGGAAUAAAUUUUAAAGAUUUAUCUCCUGGAAUGCCUCUCAAAGAACUCUUGCAUCCUGAGCUUUUGUUUCAAUAAUGAUGUUGAUCAAGAGAUUAAAGAAAGCACUGAAUGGCUGAAAGAAAAACAUAAGUUUAAGUGUCCGUGUACUGAAAACAAGAUUUAAUAUUUAUAAUAAAAUUUUCAAUCACGAAACAUAAUAACAUUGACUAUG